Molecule: messenger RNA, 819 nt
Organism: Trichoderma harzianum CBS 226.95
Lineage: Eukaryota; Fungi; Ascomycota; Sordariomycetes; Hypocreales; Hypocreaceae
Exons: 2
Coding region: 1-819 (272 amino acids)
Molecular function (GO): gamma-glutamylcyclotransferase activity
Source: RefSeq, a predicted model, not a curated record
AUGGCUAACGAAACAAAGCUUCCGAUCUGGAAAAUUGCGGCGCAAGAGGAAGAACAUAUUUGGUAUCUUGGAUAUGGCUCGAACAUGAAAGCCAGCUCCAUGAAGGGUCGAAACAUCACUCCAUUGGCUACCAGGAUUGUCAAUGUCCCAACCCAUUAUGUCACAUUCGACGUCUUUGGAAUCCCGUAUUCCGAGCCAUGCUAUGCUAGCAUCGAAGAAUUCCCAAAUGGUGGAACUGGAAAACACCAACUGCUCCACGGCGACACAAAGAUUCCUGUUCCGUCACUGUGCGGCAUUGCCCAUCUUUUGACUGCAGUCGAGUUUCACCGGCUACUGGUCACUGAAGGCAGCGGAGUUGUGUACGCUAUUGUUAAGCUCCAAGCAUACCAAUUAGACGAAGCGCACAAAGUCUCUGGUGACAGCUUCGCUGUAUAUACUUUGAAGGCAAAAUGGCCAUUGCGGCCUAACGGUACACCAAGUGCUCGAUAUGUGAAUCUUUUCCUCCAUGGAGCUAGGGAAAAUGACCUACCACCCGAAUACAUCAAAUACCUUGAAAGCUUCCCUCGCUAUCUAAAACUAGAAGGAUCAGAUAGAACAUACGGCCAACUGGUCUUUGACGCAGGAUGGAGGCCAUUCUUGAAGCGGCUAGUUCGUCUUACGACUUGGAGAGUUGAUGAUGAUGGCAAUUGUCCAGCAUACAUCGCCUUGAUAAUUGUCUGGGCAUACCGACUAAUGUGGUUAUAUCACGAUUAUGUCCAUAGGCAUAUUCUAGGUAGAGGCGACGGGGGUAAAAUACUCUGGGAGGCUAUAGAUCAAUAA